CGGUAAAACCGCUGCGCCCGUUACCCUCCCCCGGACCCCAGCCAUCGAUUUCCCCCAUCGCUGCCCCCAGGUCCUCUCACCGCGGCCCCGGCAAUAAUCAGACAACAACUCGAAGCUCAUUAUCUUUCGCUCAAUAUUACCCGUGCGGGGGGCAAAGGGAGGAGGCUGUGCCCGCUGAAAACAAAAAAAGAAAAAAGGGAAAAAAAAAAAAAACUCUUCCGGCCAGACUUUGUCACAAGUCCUUGUGCUAACCUCCCCGGAUGGCAGGUUUCACAGCUGGCAGAGGCGGCUCAGCAUCGGAUUGUCAGUGCUCUUCAUGCUGUCCGGAAAGAAGGCUGCCUUGCUCUGUGCAUCUCCCCAGCCAAUAAAAAGCUCCUGUCUACAGCCCUUCCUCAUGCUCCACACGCCAGCGGGCCUGUGAGACACAGAUCCAGCAGAGCCAGGGGCGAGAGGUGCACUGGUGGGUUCUCUGCCUGAACGCGGUGCGCCGUCAUGGGGAAGACCAGCAAGAGCACGGUGGACAUCAACUCUCCCACAGAGGUGAAGCAGGCCGUCCCCUUCGAGGCGCUGGACCCCGCACCCCCUGCUGACGACAAGGGGGAGUUGCCUGAUAGGGGCACCUGGAAGGGAAAGUUUGACUUCCUGCUCUCCUGUGUCGGGUAUGCCAUCGGGCUGGGCAACGUUUGGAGGUUCCCGUACCUCUGCGGCAAGAAUGGAGGAGGAGCCUUUCUGAUUCCUUACUUCCUGACACUGGUGUUUGCUGGGAUUCCUCUCUUCCUGUUGGAAACGGCCCUUGGCCAGUUCACCUCAGUGGGGGGACUGGGUGUAUGGAAGCUUAUUCCUAUGAUGAAAGGUGUUGGUCUGGCAGCAGUUGUCCUGUCCUUCUGGCUAAACAUCUACUACAUUGUCAUCAUUGCCUGGGCUCUUUACUACCUGUUCAACUCCUUCAAAAAGGAGCUUCCAUGGCAAAGCUGUGGUAACCCGUGGAACACCGACAGGUGCUUCUCCAACUACAGCCUCACGGACACAACCAACCUGACCAGCGCCGUCACUGAGUUCUGGGAGCGGAAUAUGCACCAGAUGACCAAUGGAUUGGAGGAGCCGGGGGAGGUGCGCUGGCCCCUGGCGGGUACUCUGGCCCUGGCCUGGAUCCUGGUCUACUUCUCCAUCUGGAAAGGAGUGGAGUGGACUGGGAAGGUGGUGUACUUCUCGGCCACAUACCCUUACUUCAUGCUCUUCAUCCUGUUCUUCCGUGGCAUCACGCUCCCAGGGGCCAAGGAGGGGAUCCUCUUCUACAUCACACCCGACUUCAACAAGCUCAUCAAAUCUGAGGUGUGGCUGGACGCUGCAACACAGAUCUUCUUCUCCUAUGGUUUGGGCCUGGGCUCCCUCAUCGCCCUGGGAAGCUACAACCCUUUCCACAACAACGUGUACAAGGACUCCAUCAUCGUGUGCUGUAUCAACUCCUGCACCAGCAUGUUCGCCGGCUUCGUAAUCUUCUCCAUCGUGGGGUUCAUGUCCUACAUCACCAAGAAGCCCAUCCAAGAGCUGGCAGCAUCAGGUCCCGGCUUGGCGUUUCUGGCCUACCCCCAGGCUGUGACCCAGCUUCCCAUGUCCUCCCUCUGGGCCAUUCUGUUCUUCUCUAUGCUGAUGAUGCUGGGGCUGGACAGCCAGUUCUGUACAGUGGAGGGCUUCAUCACCGCCCUGAUGGAUGAGUACCCCGCAGUGCUGAGGAAGAGGAAGAAGGUGUUCAUUCUGAUAGUGUGUCUGCUGUCCUUCCUCAUCGGCUUCUCCAACAUCACCCAGGGUGGGCUGUAUGUCUUCAAACUGUUUGACUAUUACUCUGCCAGUGGGAUGUGUCUCCUCUUCCUUGUCUUCUUUGAGACUAUCUCCAUAUCCUGGCUUUAUGGGGCAGAAAAAUUCUACGGGAACAUCGAGGAGAUGAUUGGCUACAGACCCUGCCGCUGGUGGAAGCUCUGCUGGAUCUUCUUCACCCCGCUCAUCUGCCUGGGGGUCUUCACGUUCAGCGCCUUUGAGAUGACCCCGCUCACCCUGGGGAAGUACGUGUACCCGGCCUGGGGGCAGGGCAUAGGCUGGAUCAUGUCCCUGUCCUCCAUGGUGCUGGUACCGGGUUACAUCAUCUACAUGUUUGUCACCACCAAAGGGAGCAUCCGACAGAGAUGGCACAAGAUGUCUCGUCCCAAAGAGGACGUCAAACCUCAGGAGAAAAACGAAGCCUCACAUAAGACUUCACUGACCGGGAGCACAGGAGAUGCCUCCGUCUGAACCUCCCUCAGGGCCGCCCGCACAGAGCACAGAACAACAGAGAGAGACCAAUGGGGAGGGGCACAGUCACCCUGCCCUCUGACCAAUGGCGUGCCACCAGCGCAUCACUACGACUACGCCUGUCACCUCCUCGACCACGAGAGGGACGUUGCACAGCAGUAACAGUAAACUUGAUGUUUCCCAAAUCAAAGGGCUACCUUCACUUAAGACCACCUUCACUUCAGACCUCAGAUAUAUUGCUCCUUAUCUUUGCUAAAGCAGGUGUCCAGUCAGCUUGGACCAGUCUGUGGUGUAACCACACACCAGCAGUGUGACAAAUUUAUGUUUGUUCAUAGUAAGUGGGAGUUAAACAAAAAAUUUUCCUGGAUGUAUUUUUAAUGCUUCUGUGAAUAAACACCAUACAGGAUGUGUAGAGUAACUUGGGUCAGCGAUCUGUAACACAAUAUAUAUCUUAGUACCAUGCACUUGAGCCAGUGAAGCAGAGUGAGAGCAGGAGUAUUACAUUUACUACACUAAACAAACAUUUGUGGUUAAUCAGUGUUCUUGUUAAAAAUAUUAUUUAUGAGAAACAAUGACAGUAUGAGAUACUUGUUGCAAACCUAGUGGCCAUGUUGAAAUCUCUUCAUUAACUCAGAACAAAAACUAAUUUGAGGACUUUUGGUGGUUCCUCAGCCAGUUUCAUGUACUUUUGCAAAUUGGAUUGUUGCUCAUUCUUCAAAAGACAUCCCUUCUCACUUAGGUAUGCACCCUAUACAUUUAGCUGCACAAUAUGCUGAUUGGUGUCUUACAGUGGCUCAUAUGGAGAUGGCAAAAGAGGAUUUUGAAAUCAAUUCAGGUUUGUUCCUUAAUUAUAGAAUGUCACAUGGUAUUGUCACCAGGUCUUUGCAUGUCAAUAUUCACACCUACUAAACUGAAAGGUAAGGAGUAAUUACAUCGAUUUUUAUUUUCUGUGAAGUUAUGCUUUCAACGACAGAGACUUCAUUUGUUCUUAUUCACAUAUGAUUUCAGGUAAUCUUUUCUGUU
Molecule: messenger RNA, 3309 nt
Organism: Megalops cyprinoides (Indo-Pacific tarpon)
Lineage: Eukaryota; Metazoa; Chordata; Actinopteri; Elopiformes; Megalopidae
Gene: slc6a1l
Product: solute carrier family 6 member 1, like
Exons: 15
Coding region: 493-2286 (597 amino acids)
Biological process (GO): neurotransmitter transport; sodium ion transmembrane transport
Cellular component (GO): plasma membrane
Molecular function (GO): gamma-aminobutyric acid:sodium:chloride symporter activity
Source: RefSeq, a predicted model, not a curated record